This is a messenger RNA of Uloborus diversus, 3836 nucleotides long. Its product is annotated as sulfotransferase 1C2-like. Gene Ontology annotation, molecular function: sulfotransferase activity. The coding region runs from base 12 to 1079 and encodes 355 amino acids. The record is from RefSeq and is a predicted model, not a curated record. Gene Ontology annotation, biological process: sulfation. Gene Ontology annotation, cellular component: cytoplasm. The transcript has 5 exons. Lineage: Eukaryota; Metazoa; Arthropoda; Arachnida; Araneae; Uloboridae.
UGUGCUUUAGUAUGUACGCAACAUCAAUUGUUGCUGAGAAACACGCUCGGUCUUUCGAAGUGUGUGGUUGCAAGUGCUGCCAAAAUCGAGCAAUGGCUCUAGUAGCUUCCAAAGAGAAACGGGAGAAGAAGAUUCUGCCCGAAUACCAGGACACUCGCUGCGGAUUCCCAAUUGCGAAAAUGUUCUCCAUCGACGCGUUCGAAUCUGCCCUCAACUACAGGCCUCGCCCUGACGACUUAUUCAUAGUGACUUACCCCAAAUGUGGCACCACAUGGGUGCAGAAUAUCGUCGCCUGCAUCUUCAGGGAAGGUAAACCGUUCGAAAGUGCUCUGGAAUUCCUGAGCAAUACUCCUUUUCUAGAAAUGGCAGGAGCAGAGGCGGCUGAAACCAUGCAGAGGCCAGGAGCCAUCAAGUUGCAUUUGCCAUUUCAGUACACUCCUUGGUCUGACCAAGCCAAGUACAUCUUCGUAGCCCGAAAUCCAAAGGACUGCUGCGUGUCUUUUUACCAUCACACAAGGAACAUGGUAGGAUACAAGUUUAAGAACGGAAGCUUCGACGAUUAUUUCGAACUCUUCAUGCAGGGAAAAGUGGAUUUCGGAGAUUAUUUUGACUGUUUGCUGUCCUGGUACGAACACAGGAACGAUCCGAAUGUACUGUUCAUCACUUACGAGCAACUCAAAAAAGACACCAGAGCCAAUAUAUUGAGAAUCGCUUCAUUCAUGGGAGGCAAAUAUAAGGAUAUGCUAGAAAAUGAUGAAAAAAUGCUUGAAGCAGUGUUAAAAUACAGCAGCUUUGAUUUCAUGAAGGAAACUCUGAAUAAGCAAGUAGCAGAGCUGGCUACCUUGCCUCGCGAUUACGUGCAGAACCACCCGGAUAUACCCCAGGGGCUGAAGACAAUCCUAGGAGCUGGUGACAACUUCUUUGAUUCGGAUCCCAAUGCCGUUUCAUUCGUCAGACGAGGGAUUGUAGGCGACUGGAAAAAUCACUUUUCAGCAGAUCAAAACAGAAGAUUAGAAGAAAAAUUUAAAGAAAGAACUAGAGGCACCGAUAUACCGGAGCUGUGGAAAGAUGAUAUGUAAAAAGUGUAUGCAUGUGUACUAGGGUGGUUCAAAAAAACUUUUUUUCAGCUAGAGUCCAGGACAAGCCCUAUUUUUUUUAAAGACUUACUAAUAGUAUUAUGCUGUAUAAAAUUUAGCUUCCUACUCAAAUUUUAAGAGGGUGCUCAAUGACCCCUCAAUUUAACAUAAGCUGUAGAAUAGAAAAUGUCACAAAUUUAGAAUUAUUUAAUUUCCCCAGCUGUUUUUGUGAAUAAUUUUUUAUUGCAAAGUAUAUGCAUAUUAAUCGUGUAUAUUAUAAUAUACAGUGGCUCUCCAAAGUGUUCGUACACCUUGAAAUUCUGCAGUAAAACUAAAAUAACGCGAAAUGAAAUUCGAAUAUGAAGUCCUUUUUUUUUUCCACGCCAUUCCUAUGCCUUUCUAAGUAAAACCCAGUAGUUUUGUUCAAAAUAUUGCCUGAUUUUAUUUUUGAAAUUUGUCAAAAAACGAAGAGACAGAGAAAUAAUACGCCACAAAAGUUAUCGUGCACUGAAAUAUUUUCGAAUAAUUCAUGAUUAAAAUUAUCACAUGUCGUUUUUUUUAUUAUUAUUUUUGCAUUGUGUUGACACUGUAAAGUCAUUUGUCUUUAAUAUUUUGAUUAUUUAUUCCCUAAUAUUCUGCUAAUUAUUUUAGUAUGGCUGGUACUUGCAAAAAACAAGAAACUUCAUUCGAAAUUUGAUUUUUCUUCCUUUUAGGAGAGUUAAAUUGGUUUGAAAUGUCUCUAAAUUAGUUAAUUUAUACGAUUCUAUAGUGAAGUGCUUGAUAAAAUGCUUUAAAGACAAGAUUCGGAUCGAAACCAAGGUACACUAGAAAAAAUCCGGAAACGUUUCUGAGUAUAUCGGGUAGCUUUGGUUGUAUUCCUUCCGCGAGAAUGCGUCGAGAAGUCGCACUUCGCUCUUAAAAAUAAGUAAAAACCAAUACAUAGCUUCAGCUUCAAUCUCAUGGCGAUAAAUUAGCAAAAAAAUACAAGACUUUAUAAUUAUCUUUCAGUGAAUUCAUGCGAGGAACAAAAAUUCUACUAAUCGCCUUGGUGAGUGUUACUUCGCGCAAGCGUCAGCACUCCCUUACUUUUCUAGAGAGAAGAAAAAACUUAUUGCUUUAGAUCAGAAAAAUGCAUUUGUUGGGAGGAUUGAGCAGAAAACUGCUGAUGGCGCUAGGAUUCUGAAUAUACAAAAAAAGCUUUUCGUAAUAAACAAAAAGCUUUCCGAGAUUUUUUACAGUGUAAGAAAAGGUCAACCGGCAAAGUUAACAAAGCGCAAUCGGAGUUUUACAGUUAAAAAAAAUCAUGAAAAAUACACAUUUGAGUGCUGUAAAAGUUUCUGCAGAAUGUAAUGAAACAUAUUGCAUUUAAUUUUCACCCAAAAUUGUUCGCCAAGUUCUUUGAUUAGCUGGAUUAAGUGGAACCUCUUCCCGCAGAACUUUUCUUGUUCGUGCGAAAAACAGAAAUCUUACGCUUUCCGUCGCAAAACCAUUGAUGAAUAAGCUCAAAACGUUUUGGAAUAACGUCUUAUUUACAGAUAAAAUUAAUUCAGCAUGUUUGGUUAAAUUGCUGUAUAAUUUUAAAUAGAAAAAAAAGAGGAAUGUAAUCUUUAGAACUUAGUUGGAUCAGUUAAUCAGGACGGUGAAGGUGUUCUUGUGCGAGGGUACAUAUCAGCAUCAGAACUUGGUAGGUUGGAAUUUUUUGAUGAAAUAAUGAAUCAUGCUGUUCAUUUAAAUGUUUUAAAAAACUAUUUUAAACUAUUAGCCCAAAAUUUGGUUAUCGGAAACAACUUUGUUUUUUACCAAGAUAACGAUGAGAAACACGCGGUUUUCAACGUUUGUGUCUGGUCCCUCCAAAAAUGUCCUUAAGCUCAGAAAUAUCUCCUCAAUAUCGCUCGAUUUAAACUUAACGUAACAUAUUUAGAGAAAUCUGGAGGCUAGAUUACGAAAAUACAGCAUUGAAACGAAAAGCGAACUCGAAAAAGUAUGACUCGAAGUGCAGUUGAACACUUACUCAGAAAUUGAGCAAAAAAAGAAAGAAAAAGCAAUGAAAUCUAUUCUCAGACGUUUAAAAGCUGUUGUUGAUACUGUAUGAUAUUCUACUAAAAAUUAACUUUGUAAAAAGUUAGAUUAUUUACUAAUAUAUAGAUAUUUUUUCAAAGUGUACGAAGACUUUUGUGAGAUUAAGUUUCUGGCACUUUUUGUUUAUCGAUUUCUUAAGAAUCAAGUUUUGUUAUGUUAUUGAAAAUUUUCAUGUAGUUUUGUUGAAAAUAGAUCAUAGAUCUUAUAAUUAAAUACCUAUUCCAAAAUAUUAAUUUUAACCAAUGGUUUGGGGCAUAUUUCGUUGAAAAACGUAAGUGUAUGAACACUUUUGGGAGCCAUGUAUAGCAUUGUUUUUUCAGCUCAAUGUAUUUUUUAACUCCACCUCCCCAUACUAGGAUAUUUGGGGGAGGGGGAUGAGCACCCUCUUUCAGUUGAAAUAGGAAACCAAAAUUCUUCCAGUAUAUUGCUAUCCACUAAUCUAAAAAUACUGAGGGAUGUCUUGUUAUCUAGGAGAAACCUUUUUUUACAUGUAUUUUUGAACCACCUUAAUGUGUACCUACCUAGUUGUUUCAUUUAAAAGAAAACUGAAAAGAGAAAUUCCUUAGUAAAUAUCAUGUUCUUUUUAAUGUCUAUUACCUAAUAAAGUACUAAAAUUAAGGACACAAAAGUUUUUUUUUUUUUAAUUUUUUGAUGUUACUGAAGGAGAAAAUUUAAAAACAG